UGUGAUCUUUACCAGUCCCUUUAAUGCCUAGAUAUUAAACAGUCCCUAGCCCUAUAUAGUCAUACUAUAGAUCUAUGAUUCAUUUUCUACUACAUAGCUAGCCUGGCACACCUACUAUGCUUUGAUGGAUGAUUACACUAGUUUGACAUUCCUUCUGUUUGUGGGGACAUUCACCAUAGCUGUAAAAGCCCAGCAGUUUAUAAUUGAGCCUGAGUCAGUGGUACAAGCCGAGGGAUUAUUGGCAGAGUUUGAGUGCCUGUCUCCUAGAGCACUAGCUCAUAUUUGGUUUGUAAAUGGCAUAGCGUCAACAAGCCUUACAUCUGAAAUCAGAGUAGUUGAAGGAAGUGAAGGUCGUCCCUCACUGCUGACCGUCCCAGCUAGCUCACAGUUUAACAACAGUGUCAUUCAGUGUGCAGCAGCUUCAGUGAGUGGUGCAGUGUUCUCAAAGAAUGUAACAUUAAUAGUUGAGCGUGUAAUUCUUGUGGUGUUGAAUGGUGAAACUAAAAUUACUGUCUCCGUAAUGAAUAAUUUCACUAUGAAUAACCUUACCUUCCGUGUGGACAUCUCCCUGGUGCCUCUGGUCACCAAUGAGAUGGUUGCACUUCCUCCUCUAAAUGGGAUUCAAAAUCAAGUGCAGUUUAAUUAUCAACAACUUAAGGACCACACUGUCUGUGAUACAUUCACCUUCACUGUGACUCCAUUUAGUGAGUCAGGAGUGGAAGGAAAUAAGAGUGAACCGGUCACUGGGUUCUUUACAACAGUAACAGAUAAUAACGAUGUCACUCCCCUCAUCAGUCAGGGAGGAAAUGUAUCGAGGAAAAUAGUACAUCUCGGUAGUAUGGUACCAAACUGUACCAACUUCACCUCCUACCAAGUGACCUCUGACAUAUCACCACCCAUCAAUAAGACCAUCGAAGAUCCCCAAAUGAUCAAUGUCUCUCUUCCCACUGACCGAAUAAUCAUAAUCUCCGUGACGCUUUCUUCGAUUAUGGGUGUGCGCCUCAUAUUCAAGGACAUGCUAAUCAGAACAACUGAUGUUCAAAAUUUGAUUGUGGGCGUUUGCCCUAAAGAAAACUGUGCAAGUAUUGAGUAUGUUGAAGGUACCCUCUCUCCCGGAGCUCUUGUGUGUGUGAUACGUAUCAUUGAUGGAGAGUUGGAUUUUCAAAGCAUAAGACUAGUGCCAAUUCGACGGAAUAUGAGUGACAAUUUUACCAUCCCGGUGGCUGUUAGUGGAAAGUACAGUGUGGUUGCAUUUGACCUUGAGAACAACAAUAUGAGUGUACCUAGAAUACCCAUUUCCAUAGUGGCCGACGAUGAAACUACGUUUUUAAGCAAUGAAUCUUCCACUGAACCAAAUUCUCCACUUAAUUCUGAGGGCAUCACUGUCACUAAACUAUCAAACGGAAGUGCUGAAGUGACCUGCACUACCACUGGCCAGAGUUGUCUAGCGUUGUUUCAAUCUAAAACCUCUCCAACCUCUCUUGACCCGAUGGUGAUGAUUGGUUUUAUUGAACCACCUAAUGACAGAACCACUGUCACUCUUAGUACCACUUCCGAUGUUUAUGAGGUAGUGUACACUUGGAACAGUGAUUCUGGUGAGACCAUCUUUGAUGGGAAGGUAUCCUUGAUUAGUCAAUUGGAGCUACCAACCACUCCUCCCCCUACACAAUCACCUCCUGAUACUACUGGAACUCCAGUUCCAUCGCCCAUGAUAGUACUAAUAGCAGGUAUCAUAACCGUGGUCGUGGUACUGCUUCUCCUGAUAGUCACCGUAACUAUUGUUGUAGCCGUGGUUAUUGUGAAGAGAAAACAAAGAGUUGAGGUUCCAGAGUCAGAUGGAAGAGUGGAUUGGUCAUCAACAUUUGCAGGAAUUGAGCAGCCCAACGAAGCUUAUGCUUCAGUAUACUGACGAGGAACAUUGCUUAUGAGCAGACAAAGAAACCGCGGGGACAAAGGAUCGAUGACUCACAAGCCCCGGCAGCAACAGAGGGAGAGUAUGAAAGUAUUGAGCCAGUUCAUGAGUACGAGGAUGUGUUGCCUCAGGGAAAAGCAAGUCGUGCAAAUUAUGUUAACAUUAACUGACAGAUGUCCACAUUUAUUUUUAUCCCACACAUUAAUUUGUAUACCGUAUUAGCGGGAAAUUUUCGCCGGUGCACAUUUUCACUAUUUGCAUGGCUACAGAGCCCUCUCAGCAGAAAUUUUCAUGGGUUUAACUUUUAGUA
Molecule: messenger RNA, 2222 nt
Organism: Halichondria panicea
Lineage: Eukaryota; Metazoa; Porifera; Demospongiae; Suberitida; Halichondriidae
Exons: 10
Coding region: 125-1909 (594 amino acids)
Source: RefSeq, a predicted model, not a curated record